Messenger RNA from Auxenochlorella protothecoides, 636 nucleotides. RefSeq names its product putative protein S-acyltransferase 17. Gene Ontology annotation, molecular function: protein-cysteine S-palmitoyltransferase activity. Bases 1 to 636 code for a protein of 211 amino acids. Lineage: Eukaryota; Viridiplantae; Chlorophyta; Trebouxiophyceae; Chlorellales; Chlorellaceae. Gene Ontology annotation, biological process: peptidyl-L-cysteine S-palmitoylation; protein targeting to membrane. The record is from RefSeq and is a predicted model, not a curated record. Gene Ontology annotation, cellular component: Golgi apparatus; endoplasmic reticulum. The transcript has 4 exons.
AUGAUGCCGUCCCUUGUGUUCUUUGUGCUGGCCAGCUGGACUGACCCAGGCAUUGUCACACCCGAGAAUGUGGAGCAGUACAGUCGGCAGUACAGGUGCAUAGGGCGCAUGGAUCACCAUUGCAUCUGGUUGAACACCUGCAUCGGCACCCGGAACCUGCGAUGGUUCCUGGCCUUCCUGGCAUCCACUGCUGCCAUUUGCAUCUAUGGCGCUGUGCUGGGGGCCAGGAUCAUGCAUGGACACAUGGGUGUCGAAGGCGCGUGGAAGCUGGCCAGGGUACGGCGGGGCUCUGGGCGUCUGGAGUACGUCUCGGACUCCGCGCUCACCACGCUGCGAUACGUACUGGAGCGCUACCCGGUGCAGUUCUGCCUCACCUUCUUCCUGGGCGUCAUGGGCUGGGUGCUCACAGGUUUCCUGGGGUACCACAUCUUCCUCACCCUCAACGGGACCACCACCAACGAGGCAUCCAAGUGGCGGGCGCUGCGCAAGGACCUGGCGCGGCAGGCGGCGUUCGACCCGGCCGGCCUCCACCUGGACCUCGCUCCCGACAACGCCUACGACUGGGGGCCGGGGCGCAACCUGCUGGAUGCACUCGUGCCCCGCGUGCCCUGCGCAAAGGACUCCAAGCUGUGCUGA